AUGCCGCAACAAUACACUUUCGACAACGCUGCCCAGACCACUAUGGUGGGAUGGGAUCCCGCCAUCCUUAGGAACCGCACUCCUGCCCAACGCCGCACCGCCUACCUUGCCCGCUGGGGAACUAUCGCUGCCUGCCCCCUGCAGAACACCAACUGCUUAGAGGAGCAGUUACGCCGCCUAUGCUGGCCUCACAAGACCAAUGGUGAAGUGCGUGCUGGCACCACUGCCAAAUGUUAUGGCUGCCGCACUGGGAACCAGCUGAUGCCGCUCCCCCAAGACACCCCCCGUGGCCUUGACAACGAGGACCUACUGCCUUGUGGCUGUAAGUGGCAGCAUACUGCAGUAGAGCUGCUUUUCUACCGCAGGGCGCUCCCAGCUGCCACCCUCCCUCCUGGCGACGCUCCCCCAAACACCCUCACCCGCACCCACCGCUGCGUGCUCUGGGAGAUGUUGCAAUACCUCCAAGGAGGUAAUAUGACUGUGUUGGACUUGGUAGAUGGAACUCGCCGUGCCAACACCACCCUUGCAGCUGUGGCCUCUGGCCACAAUAUCUAG
Pseudogymnoascus destructans is the source of this 555-nucleotide messenger RNA. RefSeq lists its product as uncharacterized. The transcript has 7 exons. Bases 1 to 555 code for a protein of 184 amino acids. Lineage: Eukaryota; Fungi; Ascomycota; Leotiomycetes; Thelebolales; Thelebolaceae. The record is from RefSeq and is a predicted model, not a curated record.